This is a messenger RNA of Cuscuta epithymum, 3471 nucleotides long. Lineage: Eukaryota; Viridiplantae; Streptophyta; Magnoliopsida; Solanales; Convolvulaceae. The record is from the annotation of a GenBank genome assembly.
GUUACCUGCGGCGUAUCAAAAGUCAAGACGCAAGAAGGAUAUUUGGAACCCACUCGAGAAGGCGGACGAAGUGUCAGUCCAUUCAGGGCGGAGGGGGGCGGCGGAGGCCGGAGGGUUUUCCGCUGAGAACCAGCGUCUCUGUUCUUUAACAAGCAAGUCUUAUAUGUUUGACCCAUUUCACCAGGAUGACCACCUAUGUUCUUGGGCUGGAAGAUUAAUUAUACCUCCUUUUUGUAUAUAGUAAGAUGCAGUCAACCGUACGUAGAAGAAGCAACAUUGUCCAGCUAAAUAAAAAAAUAAUUUCAUUGGGGAAAAGGGGCCAAAUCGAAGAGGCCAUUAGAGUGUUCAGGAAAAUAACACACCCUAACACUGUCACCUACAACUCCAUGAUCUCUUCCUAUGCAAAAAAUGGCAGAACAGAACACGCACGUCUUCUGUUUGAUAAAAUGCCGAAUAGGAACUUGGUUUCUUGGAACACAUUAAUCAGUGGCUACAUAUACAAUGACCAGAUUGAUUAUGCUUGCAAUCUGUUCAAGGAAAUGCCUGAACGGGACUGUUUCACAUAUGCAUUGAUGAUUACCUGCUAUUCGCGUUAUGGAUCGAUUGAUAAGGCACGAGAAACAUUUGAUUUACUUUCUGAUAUGACCGAUGUUGCUUGUUGUAAUGCAAUGAUUACAGGUUAUGUGAAAAACGGUAGGUUUAGUGAAGCUAGGAUAUUGUUUGAUAGGAUGCCUGUUAGAAAUUUAGUGUCUUGGAACUCGAUGCUUUUGGGUUAUACGCAGAAUGGGGAAAUGGAACUUGGACUGAAGUUUUUUAAUGAGAUGGAUGAAAAAGAUAUUGUUUCAUGGAACCUGGUGGUGUCUGGAUUCGUUGAGGCGGGUGACUUGGACUCCGCUUGGGAGUUCUUUGAGAAGAUUCCUUGUCGAAAUGUUGUUUCUUGGGUCACGAUGUUGAGUGGAUAUGGGCAUUAUGGUUAUAUAUUGCAAGCUCGGAGGGUAUUUGAUCAAAUGACCGGAAAGAAUUUGGUUGCAAGGAAUGCAAUGUUGGCUGUAUAUGUCCAAAAUGGCCACAUUGGUGAUGCUGGCAAUAUGUUUAAUGAAAUGACAGAAAGAAAUGAUGUUUCUUAUACUACCAUGAUUAGUGGUCUUGCGCGCAUAGGAAAGCUUGAGCAGGCAAAGACCUUGUUAGAUACAAUGCCAUACAAAAAUGUGGUUGCACAAACCGCAAUGAUUUCAGGAUAUAUACAACAUAAUAUGAUAGAUGAUGGUCGUAAAAUCUUUGAUCAGAUGGGCUCUCGUGACAUUGCUUGUUGGAACACCAUGGUUGCGGGUUAUGCUCAAUCUGGGAAGAUGGAUGAGGCUUUCUAUCUAUAUAAAAAGAUGGAUAAAAAAAGUAUAGUUAUUUGGAACACCUUGAUUGCUGGGUAUGCUCAAGUAGGAAAAAUAGAAAAAGCUUUUGAUAUGCUAGAGAGCAUAAAGGAAAGGAAUGCAGUUUCUUGGAACUCUCUAAUUUCAGGGUGUACACAAAGUGGUUUUUAUGUAGAUGCUCUAAAGUUUUUUGUUUCAAUGGCACGUGACGGAAAGAAGCCUGAUCAAUCUACAUUUGCUUCUGUAUUACGUUCAUGUGCCAAUCUUGCUCUUGAAUAUGCUGGGGGGCAACUUCACCAAGCAAUUAUGAGAGGCGGGUUUGCAAAAUAUUUAUCUAUUUCUAAUGCCUUAAUCACUAUGUAUGCAAAAUGUGGACAAAUCAUUAAUGCCAAAAAGGUAUUUUGUGAUCUUGAUGACGCAGAUGUUGUGUCUUGGAAUUCUUUGAUUGCCGGUUAUGCCUUAAAUGGACAUGGUAAAGAGGCAGUCAAACUGUUCCAGGAAAUGGAAGGAAAGGGGAUAAAUCCAGAUGAAGUAACAUUUGUUGGAGUUCUGUCUGCAUGUACUCAUGCUGGCUUAGUUGAUCUUGGUCUAAAUUUAAUUGAAUCCCUGAGUAAAAAGUACUCUAUCGAGCCAGUGACUGAACACUAUGGGUGUAUACUUCACUUACUUGGCCGAGCAGGCAGAUUAGAAGAAGCAUUUCAUUUGGUUACAAAGAUGAAAGUGAAAGUCACCCCAGCAAUAUGGGGCUCUCUGCAGUGGGCUUGUAGAAUGCAUAACAAUGUGCAGCUUGCUAGCUUUUCUUCUAAGAAGCUCAAUGAAAUUGAACCCCAUAAAUCCUCAAAUUUGGUAACUGUUGCAAACAUGUAUGCUGAGAUAGGGAGAUGGAAUGAAGUAGAAAGAGUUAGGGAAACAAUGAUAGAUAAUAGAGGAGAGAAACAACCAGGAUGUAGCUGGAUUGAAGAUAAAAAUCAUUUAGUCGUGUUUCAUGCUGAUGACGAUGACUCAAGAGCACAAAAAGCGGCAAUUCGAAAUGCAUUGAAGAGUUUAACUGCACAGAUGAUGGAUGUAGUUUGUCUACAUGUUGGUUGAUCACCUUGUCUUGAAAUAGGAUGAAUCAUCCCAUAUGAAUGCAGUGAAAGGAUCUUUGGCCAGAUUAGUAUCAUCACUCAUCAGCUCUGCUUUUACGAAAUACGAGCAAUGAGAGACUGGAUAAAGUCGAGCAGCAGCAACAAUAUGUGAUAUUGGGAUGCAGAAUUAUCUUCCCAGCAUCUUGGUUAUUGUGGCCUAAUGUCGUGCAAAGCCACCAGAUUAGCUGAUUGAUCAUACAAUCUCCCACUGAUAAAGGAUUUGGAGUUAAAGUUUUCCGAAAGAGGCAACAAGCGGUCGUAGUAAAAAGCUAAGCGCACAGUAAAAUAUGAUCACUGUUAUGGGGAAUUCAACGGCUACAGGAACAUUAGGGGAAACGCUAGCCAGGCAUCAGAAGAAACCACGAGUGUAUAUUGGCUGCAUGAAAUCCGGUCCUGCUCUUUCUCAAAAACAUGUCCUCCACAAAUAUGCUAAUGAAGAUGUUUCAUUGGGGUCUUGGUUUAUUGGGCUCGAUGUGCACCACACUGAUGGUAGAAGAUUAUGCUGUGGAACUCUACCUGCGGGAUAUGCAGGUCAGCUGAUAGAAUAAAGGAAGUCCACCAAUGGUGCGGUGCGGAAGUCACACCGUGUUUCUUCCCACCUCCGGAAGAUGCAUAAUCAUGAGUGUACCAAGCAUUUCUCUUAUAUUAUUCUCUAUAGAUGGAAGUUAUGGUUGGUGAUCCCCAUGGGGGAGAGACAUAGGAGGAAAUAAAUGACUAAUGCUACAUGGUCAUCAUGGUGUACACCAUCUUUAUAAAAUUAUCGGUAUAUCCGUGCCCUAUAGACUUACUCAUACAUCCAUUUAUGCAAGGAUUUAACAGUAAUUUGAUAAUUUGUGUGUAAUGGGAUUCUUGCCAAUGGUGCAUUUCUUGCAAAAUCCCAAAGUGAGUCUUCUCAGACCAUAUCCCUUGAUAAUUUGUUCUAACGGCAUUCCAUUCCUGCUCAAUUAAGUUAUAUGAUCUAAAUUUGAUUUUAGAUU